AUGAGUGUGUUAGGUGGCAUAAUCAUUGCCAUUGUCAUUGCCGUUGCCCACGGCAACAGCAAAUGGAACACGUUGGACUGGCUUGAGGCUCACAAUGUUAGCUAUGAAUUGCACAAUGUGACCACUGGCGAUGGCUAUCAGUUGCAAGUGCAGCGUUUACCUCGUUUAGGCGCAAGACCAGUGCUUCUAGUACACGGUCUAUUGGGCUCUUCACUUAGCUGGUUAUGCCAGGGGCCUGGAAAAAGUCUGGCCUUUCAGUUGUAUCAACAACAUUACGAUGUCUGGUUGGCAAAUCUACGCGGCUCCUCGCCGUAUGGACGACAUCACCUCGAGCUAACGGAUGUCAUGGCUGAAUUUUGGCAUUAUAGUUUUCAUGAGUUCGGCUCGUAUGAUUUAGCCGCCAUAAUUGACCACAUGACGGAGAUAACUAGCAAAGGUUCCAGUUCUGCCGAAGGGGAAGUGCAGGACGGGGAGGAGAAGGCGAAUGCAGAGGUGGUCGAACCACACCAAGUCUUGCUAAUUGGACACUCACAAGCCUUUAAUGCAUUUUUGGUUCUCUGCGCCAUGCAACCGCGUUUCAAUCAACGCAUCCUCCUAAUACAGGCACUGGCCCCUUUGGCCCAAUUGCAUCGUCAGGUGCGUUUCGAUUCCGCACAGGUGCGAGCCGUUAUGAAGUUUGUCAAGCAACGUCAAAAAUCUAAUAAAUUUGAACUUUUUCAACCUGGCGAAUUGCGUAAAAUUUGCCAAAAGAAACGCGAACAGUGCGAAUAUUAUACCAAGCAAUUAGUAGGUAGUUCUCAGAAUAAUAAAAAGCUUCUGGAUGCCUUUAACUAUGAUAAUUUGCUUCAAGGUGGUUCGAUUCGAGAGAUAAAACACUUGCAGCAGAUAUGGAAAUCGGGUGAUUUUAUUGCCUAUGAUUAUGGACCCAUCGAGAAUUUGCAGGUGUAUCAUAAUAUUGAAGCUUUGGGCUACAAUCUAAGUGAUAUAAGUGUGCCGAUUAUAUUGUACUUCGGACAAACCGAUGCAUUAGCCACGCCCGAAGGCGUUCAUGCGAUUUAUGCCAAAAUGUUGAAUUCGGUAAGAAGUGUCAGACGAAUUGCUUCAAAUAAAUUCAAUCAUUUGGAUUUUCUACUCUCUUCCGAUGUGAAAACAUUGGUCAAUGACAAGUUAAUUGAGCUAAUGGAAAAAUUUCUUGAGGGCAAAUUGCCAUACAUAAUUGAAUGA
Drosophila willistoni is the source of this 1224-nucleotide messenger RNA. RefSeq names its product lipase 1. The record is from RefSeq and is a predicted model, not a curated record. The coding region runs from base 1 to 1224 and encodes 407 amino acids. The transcript is spliced from 6 exons. Gene Ontology annotation, biological process: lipid metabolic process. Gene Ontology annotation, molecular function: hydrolase activity, acting on ester bonds. NCBI's taxonomy places the organism in Eukaryota, Metazoa, Arthropoda, Insecta, Diptera, Drosophilidae.